CUCACUGAAACGGCUUCAGGCGCUGUACACCAGCUCAGCUUCACCCUAACGCAGACCUGCAGAGCGACAGCAGCGACCCAGGAACCAUGACAGGCAGCAAAGCGUUUCUUAUCGCAGCUCUGUGCUCAUUUAUCAUCCUCACCAGCUUCACAGGCACCGCAGAGUCAGCAAGCUGCUGCCUGAGGUACUCCAGGCGUCCGCUGCCUUGUAGACGUCUUCUUGGCUACACCAUCCAGACCAUGAACGGUGCCUGUGACAUCAACGCCAUCAUCUUCCACACUCCGGGCAGGUUCGUGUGCGCCGACCCUAAACUGAAGUGGACUCAGAUAGGGAUGAAGUGUGUGGAUGACAUGAGGAGGCCGACCACGCAGAGCAGAAAGGAGGGAACUUCUGCUGCAUCAGCAUAAACUCUUGUCUGAAUCCAGGAACCCAGUUUUUAAAAAAAUGGCGCGGUUCCGGAGUAAUUCUUCACAUUCUGCACUCAGAUCUUCAAAUUACUGAACUGUCUUGUGAUUUUUGGGUGGCCUUCUCUUAUAUUUGUUCUGUUUUAUAAACAGGGAAGUGUAGUAUUCUGAAUACAGACUAAGCUGUGGUUGUUGCCUCGGUGCUCCAAAGAGCAAAGCAAGAAGAAAAACUAUGUUUUUGGAAAGUAUUGCAAAAUUAAUUUUUAUUUUAAAAAAAAAGGUUUGCCGGUUAACAAGGCCGAACUUUUAAUUUUUUUAUUUUUUUAGAGAUGGAGUCAGAAAUUAAUGUUUAUUAAUGAGUUUAUUAGAACAAUGUUUGGUAACACACACGUUGGACAAACGACGACAUAUUGUGUCAUUUAGAUUUUAUUUUACUUCAUAGUAAAGAAAAAAACAAACAAUAUUAAUUACAAGAAAUACAUUUUUUUUUGUGAACUUUUGGACAAAGGAGAUAAAUCUUCCCUUUUCCUCCACAUUCAACAGCUUAUUCAUUCCUCACUGUUUCCAGGUCUCCUGCUUCAUUCUGCAUCAGUGCUUUUGUGACACUGUUCAUCAUUAAAUAAAAAUUUCCCCCAAAUGUAACCCAACAAAUGUGUCACUUUUGCCAGUUUUUGGAAUUUAAAAUAAAGUUUUGUGGGUUUGAACAAA
This is a messenger RNA of Stegastes partitus (bicolor damselfish), 1112 nucleotides long. RefSeq names its product chemokine (C-C motif) ligand 20b (gene ccl20b). Gene Ontology annotation, cellular component: extracellular region. Gene Ontology annotation, biological process: immune response. The coding region runs from base 87 to 407 and encodes 106 amino acids. The transcript has 4 exons. Gene Ontology annotation, molecular function: chemokine activity. NCBI's taxonomy places the organism in Eukaryota, Metazoa, Chordata, Actinopteri, Pomacentridae. The record is from RefSeq and is a predicted model, not a curated record.